This is a messenger RNA of Vollenhovia emeryi, 1595 nucleotides long. RefSeq names its product probable proline--tRNA ligase, mitochondrial (gene ProRS-m). Gene Ontology annotation, cellular component: mitochondrion; cytoplasm. Lineage: Eukaryota; Metazoa; Arthropoda; Insecta; Hymenoptera; Formicidae. Gene Ontology annotation, molecular function: proline-tRNA ligase activity; ATP binding. The coding region runs from base 176 to 1489 and encodes 437 amino acids. The record is from RefSeq and is a predicted model, not a curated record. Gene Ontology annotation, biological process: prolyl-tRNA aminoacylation. The transcript has 7 exons.
AACUGGGCAGAAACCGCGUUUACAGACGGCGCUGCGAGCUCAGUGAUGAAACAGCUGAUUGAGCGCCGCCCUUACGGCCGGACCAUUCGAUUCGCCGACGAGCGCUAUUCGUGCGAUUGACCGGCGUGCUCUCCCACACGUGCAUUGUUAUAACGUACAUAAACAUUUUGCCGACAUGGCAGGUAAAACAAAAUUUGUUCGUCUGACUCGGAUGUCCAGGGUGUUUCAGCCGCUGUCGAGCGAGAGCGGAGAGAGGGCGGAAGUUAUAUCUAAAAGUCAUAAGCUGAUGCUCAAUUAUGGAAUCAUCAAACCAGUCAGCGUUGGCAUGUUCGCCCUGCUGCCAUUAGGGGUGCGGAUUUUCAAUAAGUUAAUCGAGCUCGUCGACAAAGAAAUGGCAAACAUCGGCGCGGAGAAAAUAUUGCUCCCAGCGUUAACUCCCGCCGCGCUGUGGAGGAAAACUGGCAGGUAUGACUCCGGUAAAGCAGAGCUGUUUACACUUACGGAUAGACACAAGAAGGAAUAUAUAUUGAGCCCGACAUAUGAGGAAGCAAUCUGUGAUGUGGUAUCGUCGGCAGGAGAUCUCUCCGCUAAAUCAUUACCGUUGAAGUUGUAUCAGAUUUCGAGCAAAUGGCGGGACGAGAUGAAACCACGGCAUGGUUUCCUACGUAGCCGAGAAUUCAUCAUGAAAGAUUUAUAUACGUUCGAUUCUAGCUUGGUCAACGCGCGACACACGUACGAUUUAGUCUGCGAGUCUUACAACAAUAUUUUUAGGCAGAUUGGUAUAAAGUACACGAAAAGCAUAGGUGAUGUGGGGACAAUCGGAGGCCUGAUGUCACACGAAUAUCAUUAUGCGUCCGACAUUGGCGAAGACACGAUACUUCAGUGCCCCUCGUGCAAUUUAUCCAUUAAUCAGACCGUUUCCACCACGACGAGUUGUCCAGAAUGUAAAAGCGAACUGCAACGACACGCUGCUGCCGAGGUGGGGCAUACAUUUUUAUUAGACGUAAAGUAUUCGCAGCCAUUACAAGCGACGUACGUGGAGCACAGUAACGAAGGGAGAAAAUCGAAACCUUUGGUAAUGGGCUGUUUCGGUCUCGGAUUAAGUCGUAUCAUUAUGUUAGCUGUCGAAAUCUUGUCGACGAAUAACGAAAUAAGGUGGCCCGCAAAGUUAGCGCCAUACACUGUAUGCAUCGUACCACCAAAGGCUGGAAGCAAAGAAGACGGUACGUCCGUCUAUGUCGAGCAACUGUCCGAGAUACUUUGCAAGCGGGACAUCGACACGAUAUUGGACGAUCGCACGCAACACACGAUCGGUAAACGGCUGAUACUCGCGCGUGCAUCGGGCUACCCUUACAUAAUUGUCAUUGGCAAAGCGGCAACCCAAUCGGUUCCUCUAUUCGAAAUUCACGAUGUGAACAAUUCGACUUAUCAAGAAUUAUCAUUGGAUCAGAUAAGCGAUUAUUUUGGUAAUAUAAAUUGUAAAAAUUAAGAAACGAUACAUAUACAGUAUGUAGGGAAUAAAACUAAGUUGUAUUUUUAUAUAUCUUUACAAUGUGACUGUACAUUUUCAUGAAUAAUAGCAGUUUCUUAUUGUU